This is a messenger RNA of Choloepus didactylus (southern two-toed sloth), 7282 nucleotides long. It is a transcript of the gene SAMD4B, whose product is annotated as sterile alpha motif domain containing 4B. The transcript has 12 exons. Gene Ontology annotation, molecular function: translation repressor activity; protein binding; mRNA binding. NCBI's taxonomy places the organism in Eukaryota, Metazoa, Chordata, Mammalia, Pilosa, Megalonychidae. Gene Ontology annotation, cellular component: P-body. The record is from RefSeq and is a predicted model, not a curated record. Gene Ontology annotation, biological process: regulation of mRNA stability; nuclear-transcribed mRNA poly(A) tail shortening; negative regulation of translation. Bases 1947 to 4031 code for a protein of 694 amino acids.
ACAGUUGAUUGUGUACCACAGAUAAUUGUAUGAUAUGAGAAUAUAUCUCAAUAAAACUGAAUUUUAAAAAUAUUAAGACAUGUCAAAAAAUGAUAUCUGAGUGUGCCAAAUUAUAUGAAAGAAAUAAGAUAGAGUUAAUGUAAUAUUGUAUGACCCAGGGAGAAACUCCUUAGAUUGGGUGAUCAGGGAAUAUCUCUGAGGAAGUGACAUUGAACUGAGACUGAGUGGAGCCAAGUGUGAGCUACCCAUAGAUAGGUCUGAGGGAAGAGGAUUUAAGGACCAUGGGAAGUCACUGAAGGAUUUUAAGCCAGGGAAGUGACUUCUGAGUUCCUUUUUAAAAAAAAAUCUUUUAAAGAUUGCUGGGAGACUUGUUUAACUUGGAGCAAGAUUUCCUUCUUCCCCAUGACUUUCCCUGCUUUCUUGUAUCCAAAGGGAUUUACAGCCAGGCCAGUUCCCUCUAUUCAGGAGUUCCCACAGGGGAUUCGCUUGAUGAGUCACAACCAUUGUCAGAUGCAGCUCAGCCCUGCUCAGCAGGGACAUAGAAGUUCUGGGAGUUAGGAGUAGCUCUCUGAGAUGUGAACUCAGCAGGUUCAAUGGGCCUUUAUAUGGAAUUCUUAGUCCAGGGGGACUCUUUUGGCACCCAGAGGGGGCUGGAGCUGAAUGUGGUUUAGGGAUGGGGCCAAGGGAACUGGUCACAAGAGACAGAAAGGGAAAUGUGAGUGGAGACCAGGAGCUUGAGACACUGAGUAAAAGGCUUCAGAGUAGUGUCAGAAACCAGUCAACUGAAGAAUAGGCCUGUUGUUUGCCCAAUUGAAACAGCUCCCAUGUAUUUCCACCUUAGGAAGGAAUUUGGAAACUUUCUCCCUCAGGAGUUUUGACUUUUGAUCUGUCCCCUUCCUCUCAGGUUGGCAUCCUCUUGGCUCCCAGGACUCUGUAUGACAGGCUGGUGUGUCUGGAAGCCCAGGGGACUUCCCAAACCACAAGACUAGGUUCUGGAGCCACCUCGAGCCUUAAGGGAAAUGAAGAAGAGGGCUGGGAGAGAUUUACCUCAGAGUAGAGAUAGGUAGGAUCUUUGAGAGCAGAGGUACAUCUUUUCCCAAGCAGGAUAACUAGUUUGUGAGGAGUGGGAUCCCCUCAGUCUAUUGAUCCUUGAAAAGGCCCCUGUCCAUGCCCAUGAGUAAGGGCUGAUAGAUACCCAGCCUGUUCCUGAUCAGAUAGCUGUCCAUACCCAAGGUCUCCACUGGGGCUACCACCAUCCACCCCUGUCUUAGCACUGUGGUUUUAGCUUGAAGUAAUAUAAAGAGCCCAGGGGGUCCUUUUGGUAGGUGAGCAGUCACUGUCCAGCUCUCAGAGGAGGUGGCCAGAAACCAAGGUCAGGGGAUGUGUUUGUAAUCACAUGUCUGCUUAGAGGUAGGCUUGGGGACAAGUCUCCAUUAAUUCAGAUCUUUUCCCACAGUGCUCAGCCUCUCCUAUUUCCUAUUUCUGGAAAAUCUUACCAACUUACUCUCUGUUUUAAAUCCACUUUGUUUAGCCCUAUGUCAGCCAUGCCUGAGGGGCCACAUCUUUUCCUUAGUCUCAAGGAUGGAUCUGCCUUUUCUCUGGAUCUGGAGAUUGGAGGGAAAGUUUAAUGCCUGGUAUUGGUUUUAUCUUCUUCUCAAGAGCUCACUGCCCCUUCAUUGCACACUCACCUGGCCAGCUCCAGCCCCUUCAUUCUGUCUGACCCCUGCUUCCUUUUCUAGGAGCCUGGAGAAGCGUGGCUGGACCAAGACAUCCCCUGAUGUGAGCAGGCUUCCUCCUCUCCCCAUCUCCUGUUGCCACCACGCCAGGGAACAUCCUCAAGCCCUGGCCCUCAGGGGAGAGGUGACAGGAGCCCGGAGCCGAGACCAUGUGACGGCGCUGGCCCUCGCCACCGCCGUCUCCCCCACCCUGGCCCUCGGCCCGGCACCAUGAUGUUCCGAGACCAGGUGGGCAUCCUCGCUGGCUGGUUCAAGGGCUGGAAUGAAUGUGAGCAGACGGUGGCCCUGCUGUCGCUUCUGAAGCGGGUCACCCGCACCCAAGCCCGCUUCCUGCAGCUCUGCCUGGAGCACUCACUGGCAGACUGCAAUGACAUCCACCUGCUGGAGUCAGAGGCCAACAGUGCUGCCAUCGUCAGCCAGUGGCAGCAAGAGUCCAAAGAGAAGGUGGUGUCCCUUCUGCUGUCCCACCUUCCUCUGCUUCAGCCAGGCAACACAGAGGUCAAGUCAGAGUACAUGAGGCUACUGCAGAAAGUGCUAGCCUACUCGAUCGAGAGCAAUGCCUUCAUUGAAGAGAGCCGCCAGCUCCUCUCCUAUGCCCUCAUCCACCCAGCCACCACACUGGAGGACCGCAACGCACUGGCCCUCUGGCUGAGUCACCUGGAAGAGCGGCUGGCUGGUGGCUUCCGCACCCGGCCUGAGCCUGCCUACCACUCACGCCAGAGCUCCGAUGAGUGGGGGGGCCCUGCAGAGCUGGGCCCUGGGGAGGCAGGGCCAGGCUGGCAGGACAAGCCACCCCGGGAAAAUGGACAUGUGCCCUUCCACCCACCCAGCUCAGUGCCGCCUGCCAUCAACAGUAUUGGGAGCAAUGCAAAUGCAGGUCUCCCUUGCCAAAUCCACCCCAGCCCGCUGAAGCGCUCCAUGUCACUUAUCCCCACGAGCCCACAGGCCCCUGGCGAGUGGCCCAGUCCGGAGGAGCUUGGGGCCCGGGCUGCUUUCACCACACCCGACCACGCGCCCCUCUCACCCCAGAGCAGCGUGGCCUCCUCUGGCAGUGAGCAGACGGAGGAGCAGGGCUCCAGCCGGAACACUUUCCAGGAGGAUGGCAGUGGCAUGAAAGAUGUGCCCACAUGGCUUAAGAGUCUCCGCUUGCACAAAUAUGCAGCCCUCUUCUCACAGAUGAGCUAUGAGGAGAUGAUGACUCUGACUGAGCAGCACCUGGAGUCUCAGAAUGUCACGAAAGGUGCCCGCCACAAGAUAGCUCUGAGCAUCCAGAAGCUGCGUGAGAGGCAGAGUGUCCUGAAGUCUCUGGAGAAGGAUGUGCUGGAAGGUGGGAAUCUGCGAAACGCUCUUCAGGAGCUGCAACAGAUCAUCAUCACCCCCAUCAAGGCCUACAGUGUCCUCCAGGCCACCGUGGCCGCUGCUGCUGCCACCACUGCUGCCAAGGAUGGGGGCCAGGGGGAGCCAGCGCUGCCAGGUGCUGAGUCUUCCCUGGCCCACCCUGGCACAGACAAGGGCACUGAGGCCAAGGACUCUCCAGCAGCAGAGAGCUACCCCCCUCCACCAGCUCCAGCUCCCAGUGAUGGCAGUGAGCCAGCCCCAGCUCCCAUCGCCGAUGGAGACAUCCCCAGCCAGUUUACACGGGUGAUGGGCAAAGUGUGUACCCAGCUGCUGGUGUCCCGGCCAGAUGAGGAGAACAUCACCAGUUACCUCCAGCUCAUUGAAAAGUGCCUGACUCAUGAGGCUUUCACAGAGACGCAGAAGAAACGACUGCUGUCCUGGAAACAGCAAGUGCUGAAGCUCCUCCGCACAUUCCCUCGCAAAGCUGCACUAGACAUGCAGAACUACCGGCAGCAGAAAAGCUGGGCGUUCGGCUCCAACUCGCUCCCCAUAGCUGGCUCUGUGGGGAUGGGGGUGGCCCGGAGGACCCAGCGGCAGUUCCCAAUGCCUCCCCGGGCCCUUCCACCUGGCAGGAUGGGCCUUUUGAGCCCCUCAGGCAUUGGGGGCGUCUCCCCUCGGCAUGCCCUCACCAGCCCCAGCCUUGGGGCCCAGGGCCGACAGAACCUGUGGUUUGCCAACCCUGGGGGCAGCAACAGCAUGCCCAGCCAGAGUCGCAGCUCUGUGCAGCGCACCCACUCGCUCCCAGUUCACUCGUCGCCCCAGGCCAUUCUCAUGUUUCCUCCAGACUGCCCGGUCCCUGGGCCUGACCUGGAGAUCAAUCCCACUCUGGAGUCUCUGUGUCUGAGCAUGACAGAACACGCCUUGGGUGAUGGGACAGACAAAACCUCCACCAUCUGACAGGACCCACAGCCCAGCGCACCCAUAGGCUCCCCGGGCGGCGGGCGGGGACCAACCCUCAUCAGGCUUCUCUGCGACAGCGAGAGGGUGGGCUGGCUCAGCUAUACAUUCUAAUAUUUUUCUACUCUCUCAUCCUUUUAACUUUUAACAUUGGCACAUGCCUUGCUCACUCCCAGGCCCAUUGAGGGAUCUUUGCUGAGGCUGGGAGAGGGAGUUGGGUGGCCAGGAUAGGAUGGGGAGGGGGCAGGGACUGGCCAGACUGCCCACUCCUCUCCUUUCCUUCCUUGUCCCCCACUUGGCCCAGUUCCAUCCCAUCCCUGCCUCCUCCAGACCAGUGACCACCUGCCCCUCCCCAAGGGAGCAGACAGCCCCAGAGACAAACUGACCACUCCCUUGUGGAGCCAGCUCAGAAACGUUUGCUUUUUGGGGAUAAAUAAGCUCUCUGGAAUAUUACUUGCGAGGAGCUAAGAAGAGGAGGGUUGAGGAGAGGAACCUCUCUCUCUUUCCUCUUCAGCUUCUUUCCCUUCCCUUCCUGAGGACAGGAGCUGCCUUCCUCUACUUACCUUUCACCCUGUUUAUCAGAGGUUCUCUACAAUUAAUUUCUUAGGCCUAUUUAAGACACAUAUUUAUAUAGUUCUUAACGGUUUUCCUCUCUGAUCAUUCCCUCUCAUUUUUACAAUCCCCAGGCCUCUCUCUGAGCCAAGACAGUGGCAGAGGGAGCCUGAAUUUUACGAGGAGAGGGCAGAGCCCCCUCCUCCAGAUCCCACUUACCUCCCCCACCCCACCCCCCUUUCCCAGCAGUCCUGGCUCCCCUAGAUGCAGAGGUUGAAGGUGAGCCAGGGCAGCCAGUGAGGUCAGGAAGUCUGUUGCCUUAACAUCCCCCCCCUCCCCCACCAGUACACACCCCUCUCCACUCCCAGGUUUGGCUGUUGAGAGACUUGGGGGUAAGAAAUAAGAGAAAGGGUAUUGUUUGGUUUCUGGUUUCUUCCCCUACCCCAGCUCACCCUCAUGAUGUCAUGACCUCACUUAAGUGGAACACUAUAUCAUAGCCGAGAUUUGUCCCAGCCCCGGUACCAUACAGACCCUCUGGUCCCUGUUCCUACUGAGGGGUUGUACUGGGGACCAGGUGGAGAGAGGGGAUUUGGGGGGUUCAGACUAUGGGGAAGCCAGGGUCCCCUUUUUCCAGCCCCCUUUUCCUCCUCAACUCACCCCACCUCACUGGGACAUUCUCAAGCUUUUCACAUCGAAAAGGAAAAAAAAAUGUUAUUUUUAGAUACAUUUUAUGAAUAACUUUUGUUAUGAAUAUGGCUGGUAACCAUUGUGUAUGUUAUUAAAGAUACAAAAUGUUGGGAAAAAACAAAAAACCAAAAAAAACCACAAAAUUUUAAAACCACCGCCCUCCCCGCACUCUCACCCAUUCCCCAGACCUUUUUGCCUCUGCCCUCCUGGUCUGUAGACCUCCCUCAGCUCUGAGCCCAGGGAGUGGGAGGAAGCCAGGGGUUGGGGGUGGCCCCGGGGAUCUGCUUCAGGUCCCCACCUCCUCUCCCAGUGCCGGGCUGGGUGGGGUGUCAGGUUUAUUUAUGUACCUCUUGCACACUCAUCAACCUAUGCAAGUCCCCCACCCCGGCCCCUCCAUGUUUCUGUGCCUUUGCUCAUUCCCCUCAAACUCCCAGGGCUUCUCCAGUCCCCUCCCGCAAGCCCCGGGAAGUGGGAUGGACAGGGGCCACCUCGUUUGGAAUCAGCAGGUUGUCCCUCUUAUGGGAUCCUCACCUCCUCUCCUUCCCCCCAGCCAGUCCCAUUCUGUCACUACCCAUCAGGAUGAGCUGGCUCUGCCUGGCACUGGGAGAUGGUGAGGGACAUCCCCUCCCCAACAAAGGGAGGCAAGAGCUGGCCCACCCACACCCUCACCUGACAGCAGAGUGUGCAGGACGCAGGCGGCCCCACUCUGAUGGGCAGGACCCGGACCCUCUCCUGCUCAAGCCUCCCCAACCCCUGCUCCCCACCAUGAUUUUGCCCUUCCCCCUUCUAUCCCCAGCCCCACUGGCAGAAUCAGCUUUGAGUAACUGUACAGUUUUUCUCGCUGUUGGAGAAGACUUAUUUGUUGGAGUUUCACUUGUUUAAUGGUCUGGGCUUAUUUUGGAAAAAAAAAAAAAAAAGAAACAAAAACAAAACAGGAUUCUGACCUUUGUUAUGCUACGUGUAACAGAAAGCCCAGGGGCCCUGCCCUUGUGGCCUUCCGCUUUCCAUGCCUUAACCUGAACUUGAACGCCUGUGACGGGGGACUUGGGUGGAAUGAGACCACAGGGGCUGGGAGGAAGUAAAAAGAAGUUGACUUUAUUAACAGCAAAGGUUUGGAGAAAAAAACAAAGACUCAACAAAAUGAAGGGCUCACUGGCCACUGAAAAAGUACCUUCCUCGUUGUAAUAAUGGUAUCUGCACCAGCCCCAAAGGCCUUGGAACUCAGUCACUGUCACUGUCAGCUUCACUGGAAUCCGAAGUUGCCGCUUCACUGCCAUCUUCCUGGGCUGAGUGCUCGCUGCCGCUGGGGAAGGGACUGGCACUGCGGCUCCGGCUCCUCUGGCCAUCCCCUUCACUGCCGCUGUCCGAAUCAUUGUCACUGCCACGAGCCUGUCCUCUGUCCUCAUCGUCAGACUCAGCGUCGUCCUCCGAAUCUGCAUCACUGCCAAAGAUCUCCUCUUUGUCCCGGGCGGCCCGGGCUUCAUCCUCACUGCUCUCAUCCUCACCGCUGCCACUCUUGUCACUCGCUUCGUCCCUGUCACCCUCUUCGCGUUCACUCUCGCUGCCUGAGCGCUCAUCCUCGCUGCCUUCCUUCUCGCUGCUGCUGCCCUUCUCUCGCUCCUCAUCUGGAAGCAGGGAGAGAUGAGACCCAGUGUCCCUGCCUCCUACCCUCUUAGGCCCCAGGCUCUGGCGUGUUUGGCUUUACCUGAGCCCCCAGCUUCUUUCUCUGUCUCCAUCUCCUCUUCCUCUUCCUCUUCGGGUUCGUGAUUCUCCAGCUGGGCUUUCCGUGCUUCCUGGAAGCAGCAGGAUUGGGACAGACAAGGAAUACUGUCAGGUCUGUGUUCCCCUCCUUGCCCUCUACCACCCUCCCCACUGGGUGCUCUGGGGCAGAGUGGAACUUGUUACCUGAGCUUCUAAUUCCUUCUCAUUCAUGUCCCGGUGUUUGACCACAAGAAGAGCAUUGGUGCCUGACUGAACCCCAGCCUUGGCCCGGCGCUUACUGAGGCGGACCC